Felis catus (domestic cat) is the source of this 2376-nucleotide messenger RNA. It is a transcript of the gene ACOT8, whose product is annotated as acyl-CoA thioesterase 8. Gene Ontology annotation, molecular function: fatty acyl-CoA hydrolase activity. Gene Ontology annotation, cellular component: peroxisomal matrix. Gene Ontology annotation, biological process: acyl-CoA metabolic process; fatty acid catabolic process. Bases 1467 to 2264 code for a protein of 265 amino acids. The transcript is spliced from 4 exons. NCBI's taxonomy places the organism in Eukaryota, Metazoa, Chordata, Mammalia, Carnivora, Felidae. The record is from RefSeq and is a predicted model, not a curated record.
GAGGCUCCGGGGCAACUGCUGCUGUCACCUGUUAGUGGGUCGUAGAGUCCAUUUUAAAACUCUAGGGGAAAAAAACCCAUAUAUGUGUAUGUAUGUGUGUAUACAUAUACAUAUAUAUAUAUAUAUGUAUAUGUAUACGUAUAUGUACGUGUGUAUACAUACAUAGAGAGAGGGAGGGAGAGAGAAGGACCAGGAAAGAAGAUAUUGGAGCAUAUCGCAUAGGGAGGGUAAGAACCCUUUUGUGAAGCUUUAGUUUCAGUUGUGUGUGUUGUGGAGUGUGCGAGUAGGUGUGCACGGGCAAGUGUGUUGGGUCACGAUGUAAACACAGAGCUUAGUGAUUCAGCCAGUUCAGGUACUGUUGCAGCUUUACUGAUUGCGCAAAUACUGAAAUACUUCUGUAAUUACUUGGUGCGUCCCUUCCCGGUCUCUGAGUGAUCCCUCUCCUCCUCUGGGGUCACUCGUGAUCCAGCAGCCCGGGAGUUCAUGCCGGGCAGGGGUGACGGUCCCUGCUGCCUUUGCCUUCGUGGGUGCUAAAUAUUUUGAGUAUCGCCUUGGUAAAAUAUAUUUCUUACUUGGAUCGUAGCUAAUAAAGUUGGAAAAGUGCUGGGGCAGGGGAGAGAGCUCUGGGUCCCGACACAGGACAGACACAACGGAUUCUGGCCGGGUCUGUGCCUUUGAUAGCGCUCGCCUGCUGUGCAACUUUGCCUGACUCCCCAGCCUCUCAGAGCCCUGCUUCUUCAUGUGGAAAAUGGGAAUGGUCAUGUUUGUCCUGCCUACUUCACAGCUGUCUCAUAAGGAGAGCUCCCGUGUCUUGUGCUGCACGCUGGGGACAUAGCACGGUAUUGAUGGGAUGAAUGUGGGUUUUAUCUUUCGGUAAAGGCCUGGGUUCAAAUUUAGACUCUUUCUGCUAGCUCUGUGAGUUUGCGCAAGUUGCUUUCCCACGCUGAGCCGGUGCCCACAGUUAGGAAAUGUGCUAAUCAUAAUUCCUCCCUCAUAAAGCUGCUGUGAGGAUUAAGUGAGGUAAGAGACAAUAAGGUACUCAGUGAAUGCUCCAUAAAUUGUAGUCACACCACUACCGACAGAGAGGAAUAAGCAGAGAGCCUGGUCUGCCGUCAGAGCUCAAAAACGUUUGCUGAAAUAAAAGGAGGACGUUGUUCUUAAGGGUCCGUAAGUCUAGAGCUGUGCAGUCCAACAAGGAAGCCACUAGCCACAUGUGGCUGGCGGCUUCUGUGGUGGAGAGUGCAGGUACAGAACAUGCCAUCGUCACAGGAGAUCUGUGGGAGGGUGCCCUCGAGGGUGGGGUGAAAGUGGAAAUACUGGUGAAGAGCACCAGGGCUGGUUGUUACUGUCACUAGAAAUGGGCUCCUCCCCUGUGGGGACACAGUGUUCCCACUUGCUUAGGGUAACUCAGUCCAAGUUGUACAGCCUGUUUUCUGAAAGUUGAGAAUAGUGAAGUAGUUAAGAGCAUGCGCCACACUGCCUGGGUCCGGACCCUGCCUCCUCCACUUGCUGAGCAAGCUACUUGGACUGUCGGGGGCUUAAUGCAUUUAUCGGAUCGGGGUGAUAAUAGCAUUGUCUCACGGGGUCGUUGUGAAAAGUGGGCGUACGCAAAAUGCUUACAACAGUGCCUGUUAUGGGGUACACCUUGGUACUCCGGUAGCUACUGUCAUUAUCUACAUUUUGCAGAUGGGAAGAUAGGCCCAGAGAGGUUACUAACUUGCCAAGGUCACGUGGCUCAUAAGUGGCAAAGAAAGGAUUCACACACUCUCCUUUUCUGCCUGCCAGAGAGGAGGGACCCCAACCUCCAAGAGAGGUACCGGGUGGGACUGAACCGAAUUGCUGCCAAGGAGGUGCCCAUUGAGAUCAAGCUGGUAAACCCACCGAUCCUGAGCCAGCUGCAGAGCAAGGAGCCCAAACAGAUGUUCUGGGUGCGAGCCCGGGGCCAUAUUGGGGAGGGCGACAUGAAGAUGCAUUGCUGUGUGGCUGCCUACAUCUCGGACUAUGCCUUCCUGGGCACAGCACUGCUGCCCCACCAGUGGCAGUGUAACGUGCACUUCAUGGUCUCUUUGGACCACUCCAUGUGGUUCCACAACCCCUUCCGAGCUGACCACUGGAUGCUCUAUGAAUGCGAGAGCCCCUGGGCUGGUGGCUCCCGGGGGCUGGUCCAAGGGCGGCUGUGGCGUCGGGACGGCAUCCUGGCUGUGUCCUGUGCUCAAGAGGGCGUGAUCCGAGUGCAGUCCCGGGUCUCAGAGAGCAAGCUGUAGCCAGAGGUACCAGCUUGGCCUGGGGCUUCUCCCCCAAUUCCUGAGGCAGGAAUUACAGUCAAGGUCUGGGCCUUCUGUCCCCAAACCCAAUAAAGAGACUAAUACCACUGGA